This is a messenger RNA of Penicillium maclennaniae, 4194 nucleotides long. RefSeq names its product putative RNA helicase/RNAse III. Gene Ontology annotation, biological process: siRNA processing. The transcript has 5 exons. Gene Ontology annotation, cellular component: cytoplasm; RISC complex; nucleus. The coding region runs from base 1 to 4194 and encodes 1397 amino acids. The record is from RefSeq and is a predicted model, not a curated record. NCBI's taxonomy places the organism in Eukaryota, Fungi, Ascomycota, Eurotiomycetes, Eurotiales, Aspergillaceae. Gene Ontology annotation, molecular function: ATP binding; RNA binding; ribonuclease III activity.
AUGGAUGGAGAGAUGGACGAAACGGAAGACCAGCCAGCUUCCGUUACCCCGGAGCUGGUGGGCAGCAAUGGCUUGUCUUAUCGACCCCGCAGCUAUCAGCUGGAGAUGCUUGAAGCGAGCCUAAAGCAAAAUAUCAUCGUUGCCAUGGAUACGGGCAGUGGAAAAACUCACAUAGCGGUGCUGCGCAUCAUCGCAGAGUUAGAACAGUGCGAUCCUAAGAAGAUGGUGUGGUUCCUGGCCCCCACGGUGGCACUGUGCCUGCAGCAGCACGAGGUCGUCGCGUCCCAAAUUCCAUCGGUCAGGACUCGGGUUCUCACAGGCCUCGACAAUAUAGAUCGCUGGACUGAUCAGGCAGUCUGGAAUAAGGCUCUGAAAGAAAUUCGCGUUGUGACCUCGACUCAUGCUGUUCUUGCCGAUGCUCUCGGCCAUGGCUUUGUGCGCAUGUCACAGUUGGCUCUCAUUAUUUUCGACGAAGCCCAUCACUGUAUGCGUAAGCAUGCGGCUAACAAGAUAAUGCAAAAUCACUAUCACCCCAGGCGGAAGGCAUUUGGCCCAAAUUCGGUUCCUCGGAUCCUUGCAUUGACUGCUAGUCCAAUUGUCAGAUCAAGCCGUCAUGAGUUACAAACAAUUGAAACAAACUUAGACGCUGUUUGCAAAACGCUUCGUACCCACCGGGCCGAGCUUCUCGAGCAUGUCCAUAGGCCGCAUUUAGAGCGUAUCAACUACCUCCCUCUGAAAGAAAAACAACGAGGAUUUGGCAGUCGACUUCUUUCGUCAUUGGAACUUUACGUUCAGUCGUUCGACUUGAGAGAUGACCCAUACAUUGAGGAGCUCCUCGAGAGGCCAGAGACACAUGAGCAAGCAGGAAAAGUGUUGAAAACAGGGAAAACAGUUUGCAGCGAGUCACUCAAGAAGUUUCUUGAUCGAAGCAAUUCAAUCUAUGCAGAGCUUGGUGGGUGGGCAACGGACUACUUCAUCCAGGCCUCGAUCGAAGCGCUGCAGCAGUCCAUUGAUACCGAUGCAUCCUUGACGAGACUUGAUCGUGUGGAGCGAGUAUUUCUCCUUGAGUUUCUCCAUGGAAUGGCCAUUAUCGAAGACGCUACUGAGGGCUUUCACUUGUCCCCGAAACUUGAGAAUUUGAUUGACUUCAUGGGAAAGAUGGACGCGCCAGCAUUCUAUGGCUUAAUAUUCGCUAAAAGGAGAGACACUGUCACAGUAAUGACUCGGCUCCUCUCACUGCACCCGUCGACCAAAGACCGUUUCCGAAUUGCAUCUUUUGUUGGAUGGUCAAGUAGCGCCCAUCGCAAGUGGACCCUGGGCGACCUUCUCUGUCAGAAUAUGCAGAAGAAUACCCUCUCCAAAUUCAGAACAGGUCGAAAGAACCUAAUUGUGUCUACUGAUGUUCUGGAAGAAGGAUUGGAUGUUAGCUCAUGUAGCCUGGUCGUAUGCUACGACGAGCCAAUGAAUCUGAAAUCUUUCAUCCAGCGCCGUGGACGUGCUCGACACCCGGACUCGACAUACGCUGUCAUGAUAUCUGAAGAUGAUGAUUCGCCAGAUCUGUUACGCAAAUGGCAACAGCUGGAAAUGGCUAUGGUUGACGCUUAUCUUGACGACCAGAGGCGACGCCGUGAAGCCUGGGAACUCGAAAAUGUCCACGAUGUGGUUACAGAUUAUCUUUUUGUGCCGUCAACAAACGCACGCCUCUCUGCGGACGAUGCAAUGCAACGCUUGCACCAUUUCUGUGACGUGCUACCCGUCAGUGAACACGUUGACAACCGCCCAACAUUCUCGUUUGAAGAGGAUUCCAGUGGACUCGUCCAAGGCACCGUCACUCUUCCCAACUGUGUACACCCGGCCGUGCGUCGGGCACAAGGCCAGGCAUGGUGGCGAACAGAACGGGCGGCCCGAAAAGAGGCAGCCUUCCGUGCAUACGAAGCCCUCUACAAAUAUGGACUGGUGAAUGAUAAUCUGCUGCCCCUGAGUCGGAAGACCGAGCCUCAAUUCGCCGACGAAGAGAAAAUACCGGCCAUAGUGAAAGCAUCAGCACAAUAUGACCCCUACGUGGAAUUAGCGCAUAUCUGGCAGACCCCUGAACCUCAGCUUUACAAGACUACGAUCGAGAUGAAGAAUCGCGAUACCGGGGUGAUAGAUGAAGAUCUGUCAAUAUCAAUCAUCUUACCCAAGUCAACACCCAUGCCAGACCCUAUUAAUAUCUUCUGGGAGAGCGAUGUCACAUUGGUGGCCAUAUUUACGACUCCGGAGCUCUUCGAUGGAGUCACGACGGAGACAAUCAAGGUUUUGCAGAACAUCACUGCGCUCUAUCUCCAAGCUCCUAGUUCCCGCGUGCAGUCAGCCACCCGAGACUAUGUAGCGCUUUUUGCUCCCAACGUCCUCCACGAGAAUCUCAAAGAUUGGAUUGAUAGGUAUGAUGGAUCGGAGCAGGCUCUUGACGUACAUACUCGAGAUGCUUUGACACCUCCACUUGGAAUCAUCCGCGACAGGGCCAAGUUUAGUGAACCUCGCCUGUUUAGAAGAUGGCUACAACCCGCCGACACGAAAGGUGGACUGGAGAUCGAAUGUCAUUCCAUUCCAAAACGACGCAACUUUCUGCAAAUUAAGAGCAUUCCAGUGCCCGGUGACGAUGGUGAGCCUAUUAUCAAGGUCGCUGCUCCAAUGCCAGCUGGUAGUUGUACCAUUGACAAACUCCCUGCUUCGAAGGCCAUGUUUGGGCUUUUGAUCUCGGCUCUACUGGAUAGAUUUGAAGCCACAUCAGUUGCGCAUAGGUUAAACGAGACCAUUCUCAAGGGUGUUGGUUUUCAAACUCUGCGCCAUGUUCUUACAGCAAUAACGACGCCCAUCGCACAAGCGGAUACUCAUUAUCAGCUUUAUGAAUUCUUUGGAGACUCCGUCCUAAAAUUCACGGUUGGCUGCCAUCUCUUCUUUGAGAAUCCCAAGUGGGACGAAGGAUUGUUAUCCGAAAACCGGGACAGGUUGAUCAAGAAUCAAUACCUCGCGCGGGCCGCUCUAGAAACAGGGCUGGACAGUUUCAUCCUGAUCAACCGCUUCACGCCUCGCAAAUGGACUGCGCCCAGAGUUGGCGAAAAGACAACAUACGAACCCAUAAAACGCGAUCUCGCGAUGAAGGUACUGGCAGAUGUGGUCGAAGCCUUGAUCGGGGCAGCAUACUUGGACGGCGGAAUGCAUAGAGCACAAACUUGUCUCCAUCGAUUCCUCCCAGAUAUCACUCAUUUCACCAGUGAUGUUUCAUUUGUUAUUGGACCCUCUGAUCGAAGAACCAGCAACCUGGUUGAUUCUCAUCGUCUGGCACCUCUACUUGGAUACAACUUUAAAGACGCAUCUCUCUUGACAGAAGCUCUGACACAUGCAUCCUGCCAAUACGAUACGACCACGCAAUCCUACCAACGCCUCGAAUUCCUCGGCGAUGCCAUUUUAGAUAUGAUAGUUGCCUCGGUCCUCGCAGCUCACCCCGAAAAACUCUCCCAAGGCACAAUGACUCUCAUCAAGCACGCAGUAGUCAACGCCAACCUCCUUGCCUUCCUCUGCAUGGACCUAGCAGCACCAGAAGAUAGCACGGAUCUUGCCCAAACCUCCGACGGAAGCGCCAAAUUCACCACUCGUCACAAUGAGAUUCAUCUUUGGCGCUUCCUCCGCACCCACGGAGGCGUCGUUCAACCCCUGCUCGAUAGCUCCAUCAAACGAUACCAAGCUCUUCGCGACCAAAUUCGGGAUGCUCUCACGCACGAUUCCCAUUACCCUUGGGAACUAUUCGCCAGCCUCCGAGCCGACAAGUUCGUCUCGGACAUCGUCGAAAGCACCCUCGGAGCAAUUUUCAUUGAUUCCCAGGGCAACCUAAACCAAUGUUACGCAUUUGCCGAGCGGGUCGGACUCCUGGCGUACGUGAGACGGGUGAUAUCCGAUAACGUCAAUGUGCAGCAUCCGCGCAACGCGGCGCAGAAUAUGGUCCAGGCGUCGGGCAAUUUGGUGUUCAAGACGAAGCGGGUUGAGAAGAAGGCCUUGGGGGUUGUUACAGCGACAUAUCAGAGCACGGCGGUUCACAAUAAGCAGGAGCUUGCUUCGGUCGAGGGGUGUUGGUCGAGUGAAGAAGCUGAGGUGAAGGUUUCACAUCUUAUCAUUGCGAAGUUGAAAGAGCAGACUGGCGCUGCUAUGGACUGA